AUGAGAAUCGACGUCGUUCCAGCCAUGGUAGCCGGGCAUAGACGGUCUUGCUGGGCUGGGCCGAGGUGCGUAUCAUCAGGCACUGGGCUCCAGCCAGCACGAUAUAUCCGCUGGUGUCGUGUUCAAGUACUCUCCUCUCCACGGUUUCUACGCUAUGCAAACAUCGAAAAGUUCGGUCUAGCUUUUGGAGUUACGAUGCGGAGGCAGUGCCUUGACGAUCUUCCAGACGAGGUGCUCAUUCGGAUCAUGUCUCUCCUCGCCUGGUCGCGCGACUUGAAUCCCUCGUCUCUGGUAAGCAAGAGGUGGGCGCAGCUGGCAAGGCUCGUCACGCACUACUCCUUGGAGUCGAGCAGUCGUGAUGUGGAGCAGGGGCUCAUCCGCUGGUUUGGCCACAACGAUCUUCGCCAGUUAUCCAUUCGGUUCCAGCAAAGUUGCACUCGCUGGCUGCACCAGAUCGGGAAAGGGCUCCACUCAGUCACCAUCUACGGAGGUCCGCAGCACAAGUUCGAGGACUUCUGGUCCAAUAUCUCGGCGUGUCAGGAGCUCCGCUGUCUCCACGUCCACGUCACACAACUCGGCUCCACGCUCGGCAAUGCAACCUUGCCUUCACCGCUGCUGCCCAAUCUCCUCUUCCUCAGUUUUCACAGACCGAUCAACGUGACUGUGCUGCAGCAGCUGCUCGAGAUCUGCCCCUCCCUUCUUGCAGUGCGGAUGGGUACGAUAGUGGUGAGCUCGCCCGGUACCUACGUGCUCAAAAGCCGCAGCCUUGACAGCUGCCAGUCGGAAUUCUGCGAGGGUGAUGGACGCGACAACUUUACGCUUGCACUUGACACACCAAAGCUCCGGUGGAUGUUCUUUGUCGUUCCGCGCAUCCAACUGCAGCCCACUACAUGCAACGUAGAGUGGAUCCGGGUGAGAGAGAGCAUGCGGCAUAUCCAGGGGCUGCGCUACUCCAGGCUCAAAAAGAUCAUCUUCCUCAACCCGUUUAGCAGCCCUGCCCAAGUAAUGGACAAGGUAGCUUUGUGUAGAACGUUGAGCCUGAAGAAGUUCUAUUUCUGCAUCUUUGACGAUGGCAUUCCACCCUGCUCUAUUGAUCUUGUGGCCCUGCUGGAGCCGUUCCAGGGCCUUGAGGAGUUCAUUGUCUCUUUCAUAAGUAUCAAGGUGAAGCUUUUGCUUUUUGUUCCAAUGCCUCACGGUGUGUGUGACUAA
Molecule: messenger RNA, 1209 nt
Organism: Selaginella moellendorffii
Lineage: Eukaryota; Viridiplantae; Streptophyta; Lycopodiopsida; Selaginellales; Selaginellaceae
Exons: 2
Coding region: 1-1209 (402 amino acids)
Molecular function (GO): protein binding
Source: RefSeq, a predicted model, not a curated record